UCAUCGUAUCGGUGUAUAAGCGACGCGAGAUAACUUGUGUUCCGGAACUCGAUUGAGAGAGAGGCAGCCCUUCCAAGGACGAUAAAGCUUCCACUAUUACACGAUGAGUCUUCCUUUGUGCACCAUCAACCCAGAACUCAAGGAGAAGCUUCGCAAGUUCAGGUUCCGCCGUGCUACAAACAAUGCUGCUAUUUUAAUGAAAGUGGACCAGCAGGCCUCGGAGAUCAUCUUAGAAGAAGAGCUGGAGGACCUUGAGGACAUUGACGAGCUUCGGGACUCCAUUCCAGAUACCCAGCCACGCUAUGUGCUCAUUUCAUGGCGCAUCUCCCACCCCGAUGGCCGCAUCUCCUACCCUAUGGCUUUUAUUACAACACCAAGAGAUUGCCAGCCACAGCUCCAGAUGAUGUAUGCAGGGAGUUACACACACAUGAUUAAGGAAUGUAACCUAACAAAGGUUUUCCAGGUGCGGGACCUUGAAGAACUGGAUGAUGAUUGGAUUCAGAACAACUUAGUACGGUAAAAGAUCUCUGUGCAGUCAACUAGCAGCAGGAAAACACAAGCAAUGCCUCUCUUGAUUCUAAGAAUAGUGUGAUUUUAUUUCCUGUUGUC
Molecule: messenger RNA, 609 nt
Organism: Penaeus monodon (black tiger shrimp)
Lineage: Eukaryota; Metazoa; Arthropoda; Malacostraca; Decapoda; Penaeidae
Product: glia maturation factor beta-like
Biological process (GO): negative regulation of Arp2/3 complex-mediated actin nucleation; actin filament debranching
Cellular component (GO): actin cortical patch
Molecular function (GO): Arp2/3 complex binding; actin binding
Source: RefSeq, a predicted model, not a curated record